This is a messenger RNA of Actinia tenebrosa (Australian red waratah sea anemone), 2222 nucleotides long. RefSeq lists its product as uncharacterized. Lineage: Eukaryota; Metazoa; Cnidaria; Anthozoa; Actiniaria; Actiniidae. Gene Ontology annotation, molecular function: protein-folding chaperone binding. The record is from RefSeq and is a predicted model, not a curated record.
UCAUACAUUCAUAUCUAGAAAGAUCUUUCUGCUGUUUUUCUUGACAAAUAGAGCUCUUAAUCGUCAAGUUAAUCUUUAGUCAGUGGAAAACGUUUUGGGUUUUAAUGUUGAUGUGCUAGGCUAUAUGAAAGGCAAAGUCUAAAACAGAGCGGAAAACAGAUCAAAACGGAGUAAGAUAGAGACAUGAGUCGUCAAAUUCCGAUAUUUGUUGAACCGGGCUACGAAACGACCUUCAAUGAAUCGAGAAGAAGUUCAGAUCCAAUGGGUGGCGAUACAAGACAUGGUCGACAUCUUCGUUUCGACGAUACACCCAGAAUCGAGGAAGAAUUCGAAGAUGCCACCAAUCGAUUUUUCGAGAAAAAUUUACGAAGACGGCACAAUGAUUUUCCGGACCCCGCGUAUUGCGAGAGAGAUUUUCAAUCUCACUCGCCUCCGAGGCAUCAAGAAAGGCCGUUUAGAAGAGGCUUGAAUCCUUCGGAUUUUUUUUUUGAAAGUCCGUCCAGGAGACGAGGUCACUUUGAUGAGAUGAUACAGAGAAUGAUGAGAGAAGACAGCGACAGUUUUGAUUUUUCGGAACCAGAAUUUGGAAAUUUCCAUGUGGAAAAGACAACAGGAAAACGCCACAGCCCCGAAGUUACGAGAAAAAAUCAUGGAAAGGUCACGAAAACUCCGUCAGCUCCUGUUUCUGGCGAAAGAAAUAAAGGAAAAUUUGGAAGGCAAUCUUCCAAUCCGAGCUCUGGUUCAGCUUAUAUUGUAGAUGAUGGAGAGUUUGUGGACAUUCCAGUGGUGGUCAGCAAAGAUGAAAAAGCAGAGAGAAAAGUGGGGAAGGAUGAAAAAGAAAAACUGGAAAAAAAUGAAGCUAAAGAUGAAUCUGUCACGCAAGAAAAUGCCAGAGGAGAAGUCACUGAAAACGAGAAAGAUGAGAUAAAGAGGGAGAGUGAAAACGAUUCUGAAUUAGAGAUAAAAAGUUAUGUGGAUACUACAGAGGAAAAGAAUAACGAUCACAAAGAAGGAAAGGCUAAAAUUGAUGACAAUAAUGAGAAAAAAGAUGUUGAAAGCCAAGGAAAUGUACAGAGCGAGAAAUCGAAAAGUGAACAAGAAACUGAAGGAAAUCAAAUGCCACAAGAAAGCCAACAAAAUGCUCAAAUGCCAGAAAGCCAACAACAUACUCAAAUUCCUCUAGAAAGCCAACAAAAUGCUGAAGUUCCUCUAGAAAGCCAACAAAAUGCUGAAGUUCCUCUAGAAAGCCAACAAAAUGCUCAAUUAUCAAAAAUCAAAAUAAUCGAAGACGAGCUUAAGAAUGUAGUGGAAAAAGUAAGAGUUUUCGAACCAAAUGGAUCCAAAGAAAAUAAUAAAGAAUAUCUCUGGCUUGAGGAAAAACUCAUGAGAAUUUUGAUGGGAUUAGACGCUAUCGAAGCCAAUGGCAGCAAGGAAAUCCGAGGAGCAAGGAAAGCAGUCGUAAAGCGAGUACAAAAAACACUGAAUGAACUCGAAACGAAAUCUGUAUCAUGAGCGAAAAACUAUUCAUGAAAAACCAACAAUGUAACAAAUAUUAGGCUCUUUAUCAAGUUCUGUCACAAACGUUUGGCAAAAAACUUAAUACCGGAAGUAAACUGGUGAUGGUUUCAAUGCCGGAAGUGAACUGGAGAUGGUUUCGCGCCAUAAAUUAAACURGGAUCAAAGGUCACUUUUGGCCGGGACCGAAAUCAGAGGGAGGARGGCGUGAGUGAAACACUCUUUCAAGUGUUAAAUAUGGCUUUUUAAACUAUUAAUAAUCCUUGGAGAAAUUUAAUGCAUAAGCUGCCCAAUAUCCUCACGAAUUAUGAAUGCGUUUGAGAAGGGUUUUUCUCUCUGUUCUCCAGUUUACCUCCAAAAAAAUCAAUAUCUAAAUUCUAAUUUAAUCGGGUGUUGAAAGCUUACAACACGAGCCUCUAGAUUGGGAUACCUGACCAAUCACUCUCUGCUCUUUGAUAAAAAUAAAUUAGAUAAAAUGAACAGGAUUAUCUGUUGUGGAUAUAAAUCAAGGAUUAUACUUAUUCAUUUGUCUCAUGAUUGUGGCAGUUAGGUGGGCUGCACUGUUUCAACUGCCACUGCUAAUUUUCAUCAUGUGACGAUGAAAAUAACUUUAUUUUUUAGAUUUAGGUUUUGCUCAACAUUGAUCUUUAAUGUAACUUUAAACCUUUUCUAGAAUAAAACGAAAAUGCUAAUAGUCUUAAUGGUAA